UUUGGUCUGACCCCUCAGCUCCCUCAGUUCUUCAAAGUGCUCGUUGACUGUGUGUAAGCAGGGCAUCUCUCUGCCAAAAGCUCCAGCGCCUUAGGUUGAUGUUUUACAGGAUCCAGAGUAUCAUUUCAAAACCACUAUUUCAGUCUCUGAGGCAGCCCUUUCUGUUACGAAAUUCCCGAAAACUGACCUCCAAAAUGUCUUUCCAGUAUCCACAGGCUUACCGUGACGAUGCAGUUGUGGACGGAUAUCACGGCUGCAAAGUACCAGAUCCAUACAGCUGGCUGGAGGACCCGGACAGUGAGAAGACACAGGCCUUCGUCACUGCUCAGAACCAGCUCACGUUGCCAUAUCUAGAGCAGUGUGAGGUGCGAGACCUGUUCAAGGAGCGCAUGACUGAGCUGUAUGAUUACCCCAAGUACAGCUGUCCCUUCAAGAGAGGGAACAGGUACUUUCACUUCUACAACACGGGCCUCCAAAACCAGAGUGUGAUGUACCUGCAGGAGAGCCUGGAUGCUGAGCCCACAGUCUUCUUAGAUCCAAACACAUUUUCUGAUGAUGGGACUGUUGCCCUGCGAGGCUACGCAUUCUCUGAGGACGGGGAGUACCUGGCGUACGGCACCAGUGCCAGUGGUUCGGACUGGGUGGAGAUCCGCUUCCUGCGGGUUGAAGGCGCCAAGCCUCUGGAGGACCGCCUGGAGCGAGUCAAGUUUAGCUGCAUGUCCUGGACUCACGAUGGGAAGGGACUUUUCUACAACUCCUACCCUCAGCAGAAGGGCAAGAGUGAUGGUACUGAGACCUCCACCAACCUGCACCAGAAGUUAUACUUCCAUGUUCUGGGGACUCCGCAGUCUGAGGACGUGCUGUGCGCCGAAUUCCCCGAGCACCCCAAAUGGAUGGGUGGAGCUGAGGUAUCAGAUGAUGGACGCUACUUGCUGCUGUCCAUCAGGGAAGGUUGUGAUCCGGUCAACAGACUUUGGUAUUGUGACCUUCAGAUCACUCCGCAGGGUAUUACAGGACUUUUGCCAUGGGUGAAGCUCAUCGACAACUUUGACGCCGAGUACGAGUACGUGACCAACGAGGGCACGUUGUUCACAUUCAAGACCAACCUGGACGCCCCACGUUACCGCCUCAUCAACAUCGACUUUGCCUCUCCAGCUCAGAGCAACUGGAAAGAGCUGAUCCCUCAACACGACAAGGAUGUUAUUGUGUUCGCCACCUGUACGCACUCCAGCUACCUGUUUGUGUGUUUCCUCCACGACGUGAAGAAUGUGUUGAAAAUGUACCGCCUGAGCUCGGGGGAGGAGCUGAGGACCUUCCCUCUGGACGUCGGCUCCGUGGUGGGUUUCACGGGACGGAAGAGGGACUCUGAGAUCUUCUACUAUUUCACCUCCUUCCUCUCCCCAGCCAUCAUUUACCACUGCGACCUGACUAAGGACCCGCUGCAGCCGCACAUCUUCAGAGAGGUCACCGUCAAAGGCUUCAGCCCCUCGGACUACCAGACCACCCAGAUCUUCUAUCCCUCCAAGGAUGGCACUGAAAUCCCCAUGUUCAUCGUUCACAAGAAAGGCAUCAAAUUGGACGGCUCCCAUCCAGGUUUUCUAUACGGCUACGGUGGCUUUAACAUCUCCAUCACGCCAAGCUACAGCGUCUCCCGUCUCAUCUUUGUCGGACAUCUGGGGGGAGUCCUGGCCGUUGCCAACAUCCGAGGAGGAGGAGAGUACGGGGAGACCUGGCACAAAGCUGGCAUGUUGGCCAACAAGCAGAACUGCUUCACAGACUUCCAGUGUGCAGCCGAAUAUCUCGUCAAGGAGGGUUACACUUCUCCUUCCAAGCUGACUAUUAAUGGAGGCUCCAACGGUGGCCUGCUUGUAGCGGCCUGCGUGAACCAGCGGCCCGAGCUGUUCGGCUGCGCCGUUGCUCAGGUCGGCGUCAUGGACAUGCUGAAAUUCCACAAGUUCACCAUCGGCCACGCCUGGACCACAGACUUUGGCUGUUCUGAAGACAAAGGGCAGUAUGAUUGUCUCAUGAAAUACUCCCCGCUCCAUAACAUCCGCAUCCCAGAAGGCAACGGGGUGCAGUACCCUGCGGUCCUCCUCCUGACCGGGGACCACGACGACCGGGUGGUGCCUCUCCACUCCCUCAAAUACAUCGCCACCCUGCAGCACAUCGUGGGCCGCAGCACCAAGCAGACAAACCCUCUGUUCAUCCUCGUGGACACAAAGUCUGGCCACGGCGCCGGCAAACCCACCAGUAAGGUCAUCCAGGAGGUGGCUGACACCUACGCCUUCAUCGCUCGCUGUCUCAACAUCUCCUGGGUCAAAUAAGAUGCGGCUCGUAUUAAAGUGUGUGUGUGUUUUUUGUUUUCUUCCUUUUCACUCCAAAUCCUCUUAUUGGAAUCCUGUUCAUAGCAGCUGUUCACACGUUCUGUGUAACUUCACACGUUCUGUGUAACUUCACACCAACGCAGUACCGGAUCUUUUCACUCACGUUUACCCGGCUACCAUUACAACAUGUUACAACCCCCUCUCCCCCCCCCCCCCCUCCCUCAGUGUGAUGCUGUGACAGACUCAUCAGGGUCUGCACCUGCACACAACUAUAAGCCAACAGGCAGCACCUCAAAGCUAACGUACCCUCUCCUGUAGGCCAUGUUUGUAGUCCUAACGAAACACAGAAUGACUACGCUAUCAGGUGUGUAAAGGGAAGGGGGUACCGUCACCGUUACAGUAAUCAGCCAAUCAGCAGUUAGUCAUGAGGUACAAGUGGGGACAAAAAACUUUAUUUGGAGAUAAUUUCUACAUCCUCUGCACGCUUCAACAUGGUGCAUAUUAUUUAUUUUACGUUUGUGCACAGAAUGGAAGCUGUGGGAUGUUGAGUGACUCCAGCAUGUACAAGUAAAGUGCAAAUGAUGACACCGCAAGCCCACUGUGUGUGUGUGUGUGUGUGUGUGUGUGUGUGUGUGUGUGUGUGUGUGUGUGUGAGAGAGUGUGUGUGUGUGUUCAAAUGUCAGUCCCCACAUUGUUUUCAGACUGAUGAUUUCUACCUCUUGACAUGUGCUGAUUGUUUGCCUUUUUAAAGGGAACAAAACACAAUGCCACAACUACAAUAAACAACUUUUUAAACAGUGA
Molecule: messenger RNA, 3125 nt
Organism: Cottoperca gobio
Lineage: Eukaryota; Metazoa; Chordata; Actinopteri; Perciformes; Bovichtidae
Gene: prep
Product: prolyl endopeptidase
Exons: 14
Coding region: 99-2324 (741 amino acids)
Biological process (GO): proteolysis
Cellular component (GO): cytosol
Molecular function (GO): oligopeptidase activity; serine-type endopeptidase activity
Source: RefSeq, a predicted model, not a curated record